Messenger RNA from Chara braunii, 2235 nucleotides. The record is from the annotation of a GenBank genome assembly. Lineage: Eukaryota; Viridiplantae; Streptophyta; Charophyceae; Charales; Characeae.
CCUAGCACCACUCCUAACUAUCCUCCGUUCGUGCCAACGCCUGCUCUGGCCCUAGCACUGGCCUGUUCGCUACUCCGUUCGUCGGAGCAUGCUCGCAUGUGGGCAGGCUCAACCUCGUCACCGCUGCAGCAACCAGGUCGCCAGCGUGGAGCACGGCUAUGGUGCCCAGGUCGGCAGCGUGGAGCACGGCUAUGUCGCCCAGGUCGCAGCGUGGAACACGGCUAUGGCGCCAAGGUAAGUACCUCUGACGCAGAUCGCCAGCGUGGAGCACGGCUAUGGCGCCCAGGUCGCCAGCAUCGAGCAGGGCUAUGGCGCCCUGGUAAGUACUGCUGGCGCAGGUCGCCAGCGUUGAGCUACCAGGUCGCCAGCGUUGAGCGCCCAGCGUGGAGCACGGCUAUGGCGCCCAGGCAAAUACCGCUGACGCAGAUUGCCAGCGUGGAGCACGGCUAUAAUGUCCAGGUCGCCAGCGUGGCGCACGGCUAUGGCGCCCAGGUCGCCAGCGUUGAGCGACCAGGUCGCCUGCGUGGACACGGCUAUGGCGCCCACGUAGCUACCGAUGACGCAGCGUGGAGCACAGCUAUGGUGCCCAGGUCGCCUUGGAGCACGGCUAUGGCGCCGAGGCAAAUACCGCUGACGCAGGUCGCCAGCAUGGAGCAUGGCUAUGGCGCCAGGUCGCCAGCAUGGAACACGGCUAUGGUGCCCAGUUCGCCAGUGUGGAGCACGGCUUUGGCUCCUAGGAAAGUACCACUGACGCAGGUCGCCAGCGUUGAGCGCGCAGGUCGCCAGCAUGGAGCACGAUUAUGGCGCCCAGGUCGCCAGCGUGGAGCACGGCUAUGGCGCCCAGGUCGCCAGCGUGGAGCACUGAUAUGUCGCCCACAUCGCCAGCGUGGAGCACGGCUAUUGCGCCCAGGUAAGAAGCCAGCGUGGAGCACGACUAUGGCGCCCAGGUCGCCAGCGUGGAGCACGGCUAUGGCGCCCAGGCAAGUACCUCUGACGCAGAUCGCCAGCGUGGAGCACGGCUAUAGCGUCCAGGUCGCCAGCGUGCAGCACGGCUAUGGCGCCCAGGUUGCCAGCGUUAAGCACGGCUAUGGCGCCCAGGUCGGCAGCAUGGAGCACGAGUAUGGCUCCCAGGUCGCCAGCGUGGAGCACAGCUAUGGUGCCCAGGUCGCCUUGGAGCACGGCUAUGGCGCCGAGGUCGCCAGCAUGGAGCAUGGCUAUGGCGCCAGGUCGCCAGCAUGGAACACGGCUAUGGUGCCCAGUUCGCCAGUGUGGAGCACGGCUUUAGCUCCUAGGUCGCCAGCGUUGAGCGCGCAGGUCGCCAGAGCGGAGCACGAUUAUGGCGCCCAGGUCGCCAGCGUGGAGCCCGGCUAUGGCGCCCAGGAAACGACCGCUGUCGCAGUUAUGGCCUCUGCCCAUCUUGUUGUUGUUGUUUUUGUUGCUGUUGUUGCUGUUGUUGUGCAGGUCGCCAGCGUGGAGCACGGCUAUGGCGCCCAGGUCGCCAGCAUGGAGCAUGGCCAUGGCGCCCAGGUCGCCAGCGUAGAGCACGGCUAUGGCUCACAGGUCGCCAGCGUGGAGCACGGCUAUGGCGCCCAGGUCGCCAGCGUGGAGCACGGCUAUGGCGCCCAGGUCGCCAGCGUGAAGCACGGCUAUGGCGCCGAGGUCGAMAGCGUGGARCACGGCUAURGCGCCCAGGUCGCCAGCGUGAAGCACGGCUAUGGCGCCGAGGUCGCCAAUGUGGAGCACGGCCAUGGCGCCCAGGUCGCCAGCAUGGGCACGGUUAUGGCGCCCAGCGUGGAGCACGGCUAUGACACCCACGUCGCCAGUGUGGAGCACGGCAAUGUUGUUGUUGUUGUUUUGCAGGUCGCCAGUGUGGAGCACGGCAAUGUCGCCCAGAUCUCCAGCGUGGAGCACGGCUAUGGCGCCCAGGUAAGUCGUCAGCGUGGAGCACGGCUAUGGCGCCGAGCGUUGAGCACGGCUAUGGCGCCCACGUCGCCAGUGUGGAGCACGGCAAUGUCGCCCAGAUCGCCAGCGUGGAGCACGGCUAUGGCGCCCGGGUAUGUCGUCAGCGUGGAGCACAGCGUGGAGCACGACUAUGGUGCCCAGGUAGGCAGUGUGGAGCACGGCUAUGGCGCCAAGAUCGCCGGCGUGGAGCACAGCUAUAACGUCCAGAUCGUUAGCGUGGAGCAGGGCUAUGGCGCCCAGGUCGCUCGCGUGGAACACGGCUAUGGCGCCCAG